UUGUUAUUUUUCUGUUCUUUUUUUCCUUUCUUGUUUUUUCAAACUGAAUAUGAGAAAAAUGGGUUUUAUGUAUGUAUAGUUGAAGAUUGAGUUUGUUUUGGAUUUUGGAAAAUGAUUUUUCGUGAAGACCAGUAGACCCCUUUUGACCUUUUCUUUAAUCUGUUACUUAGUGGGGAAAGUUUUUAUUUUUAUUUUUAAUUCUUUUAUUGGCUUUAUUUCCUUGCUUCUUGCUGAAGAAUUCCUUGUUGGUAAUUAAUGUCUUUUUAUUUUUAUUUUUUUGUUAUUGAAGUAUAAUUGUUUGCUUUUAAAAGGAGUUGGUUUUGUUUGAAGCAUCUUGUUUUGAAGAGUUCUCUUCAGUAAUGAUCAAAAAGAAAAAGGAAAGGGAAAAUUUUGAUUCUUGAAUAGAUUUUCUCCUUUUCUUUGUCAGAGAGUGAAAUUUGUAAUUGAGAGAAGUAGCAUGUGGAUUUUACAGUAGGUUGCCUAAGGCAUAGUCUUUCUCCUUCCUUUUUCUAUUUUUCCAUUUUGGUAAAGAAUAUUAUUUAUUGGUUGCCAUUAGUUUCUGUGAUAUGUGCCUUUUCUCUAUUUUCUUGAGAGUCAGAAAAUAAGGGGAACCUUCGAGCAAUGGUCAAUUACGGUUUCGAGCCGUGAAAGCAGCCACCAAUACUUGUAUUAGGGUAGGCUGUCUACAGCAUACCCCUGCUCUUCCUCGGAGCGUAACCGUGGUAUUCCUUGUGCACCGAAUUGUCUUGAGAGUCAGAAAAUAGGAUGAACCUUUAAAAUUUAUUGUUUCCUCACCUAGCAAAAGAGUGGAUCCAGAGAUGAAAGUAUGUGCUGUCGACUGCAGCCGUUGAAAAGCAUUUUUUAUUCAACUGUAGCAUCGGCUUUUGUAUUAGUUGGAUCACUACCAUGAACAUGAAUAAUCUGACUGUUGAAACUGAGGAUUCUUUUGUUAGCUUGCUUGAACUAGCCGCUAACAAUGACAUAGUAGCGUUUAAGAGAUGGAUAGAGCAUGAUCUAUCCGGUAUUCAUGAGGUUGGACUGUGGUAUGGGCGCCAAAAGGGCUCAAGGCAAAUGGUCUUGGAGCAUAGAACUCCUUUGUUGGUUGCUGCUACGUAUGGCAGUAUCGAUGUUCUGAAACUGAUUCUGUCUUUACCUGAAAUUGAUGUGAAUCAAUCAUGUGGCCGAGAUAAGAGCACUGCUCUUCACUGUGCUGCAUCUGGUGGGUCUCCGAACGCUGUUGAUGCUGUCAAGAUGCUUUUAGAAGCCGGUGCUGAUCCAAACUCUGAAGAUGCCAAUGGCCAUCGCCCUGGGGAUGUCAUUGUUGUAUCUCCAAAGUUUCACUUGACAGAAUCAUCCCUGGAGAGCCUUCUUAAAAGUGAUACAACGGGGAAGUGUAGCCUGAGAUUGUCAAUAGCCACUUCGAACUCAAAUUCUCCACCACUUUCGCCUUCCCCUGGAAAUAGAUCACCUUCUUCUACUUCAGACUCAACUUCUUCCCCAAAGAGUGCAAAGUCCGAUGACCUCCCUGUAUCUUCUGCAUCUGAGAAGAAAGAGUACCCCAUUGACCCCUCCUUGCCUGACAUUAAAAACAGCAUCUACUCUACAGAUGAAUUCAGAAUGUUCUCGUUUAAGAUCAGACCUUGCUCUCGUGCAUAUUCUCAUGAUUGGACUGAAUGCCCAUUUGUCCAUCCUGGUGAAAAUGCUCGAAGAAGGGAUCCAAGAAAAUAUCACUACAGCUGUGUACCUUGCCCUGAGUUCCGGAAGGGAGCUUGCCAACGAGGGGACAUGUGCGAAUAUGCUCACGGGGUUUUUGAGUGUUGGCUGCAUCCUGCUCAGUACAGAACCCGACUUUGCAAAGAUGGUACAAAGUGCAAUAGAAGAGUUUGCUUCUUUGCCCACACACAGGAAGAACUCAGACCCCUGUAUGUCUCUACUGGUUCCGCUGUUCCCUCACCUCGCUCGAACACCUCUGCUGCCAAUGCCAUGGAUUUUGCAGCAGCUAUGGGCCUUAUUCCAGGUUCUCCUUCGUCGGUCCGUGUCAUGUCCCCAUUACCUUUCACUCCUCCGAUGUCUCCCUCUGCUAACGGCGUCUCAAACAUGAGUUGGCCUCAACCAAAUGUUCCAGCAUUGCAUCUUCCUGGCAGCAAUUUCCAGUCCAGUCGCUUGAGGUCAUCACUACAUGCAAGAGACAUCCGUGCUGUAGACUUUAACUUUGAUAUGCAACAACAACAGCAAUUUAUAAAUGAAUUCUCCUGCCUAUCACAGUCCAGUGUGAAUGCUAAUUCUUUGAACCGUUUAGCUCAUCCUAAGACCCUAACUCCUUCAAAUCUUGAGGAUUUAUUUUCCGCAGAGAGCUCAUCUCCUAGAUAUUCUGAUCAGGCAUUAGCUCAAGCAGUUUUCUCCCCUACUCACAAGUCUGCAGUUGUCAAUCAAUUCCAGCAGCAGCAGCAGAGCAUGUUAUCUCCCAUUAAUACAAAAUUUUCACCAAUAAAUGUUGAUAAUCCUCUGUUGCAGGCUUCUUUCGGGGUUCAAACACCGGGAAGGAUGUCACCCCGAGGAAUGGAGCCAAUAUCACCUAUGAGUUCCCGUGUGUCUACGCUUUCUCAACAUGAGAAGCAGCAGCAAUUUAGGAGUCUUAGCUCUCGCGAUCUUGGCUCCAAUGCUUCUGCUGUUAUUGGAUCUCCAGUAGAUACUUGGUCGAAGUGGGGUUCCUCUACUGGAAACGCAGAUUGGGCUGUCAAUACUGAGGAGUUUGGUAGACUAAAGAGAUCAUCGUCAUUUGAGCUUGCUAACAACGGAGAAGAGCCUGAUCUGUCGUGGGUUCAAUCUCUCGUCAAAGAAUCACCACAGGAGUUGAAAGACAAAACUGCAUCUCGUGUCUUAGGUCUCGCAGGCUCUACUGCAGAUCUCGCUGAAGAUUCUACUUCGAAAUGGAGCAAAUGAAGCUUGAUAAGCUAAUGGCUCAGUAAAAAUAUCCUCAUUUUCAUUUUGCCGGGCCUUGGCGUUUUCAUAACAUAAACUUUUGGUAAAGAGUAACCUUUUUACAUUGAAGGGGAGCCUUGGAGCAACGGUAAAGUUGUCUCCGUGUGAUUUAUAGGUCACGGGUUCGAGCUGUGGAAGCAGCCACUAAUGCUACAUUAGGGUAGAUUGUCUACAUCACACCCCUUUGGAGUGCGGCCCUUCCCCGGAACCUGUAUGAACGCGGGAUGCCCUUUUACAUUCUUAUGGUUUCUUUAUGCUGGCUUCUGAGCAGGGCAACUGUAAGCAGAGAAGAAGCCAGCAAAGGAGCUCCAAAAUUCUGAAAGAUAUUAAUUUUUCUUUAUUAUUUAAAUUUAUUAUUAUAACAGACAGUAGAAGAAUGGGUUAUUGAGAAAUGAGACCCAGUGCAGGUGAUGUUUCUUCAAAUAUUAUUGUGUAGUCUCUUAGUUACAAAAGUUAUUACCUUUAUUUCAUUAGACUGAUAUUUCAUUGUACUGAAAAAGGGAUUGUCAGCCUUUGUGACAAUUCAGCAUUGAUAUGAAGUUAUUUCAUUUUCAAUUUUAUUUA
Nicotiana tabacum (common tobacco) is the source of this 3546-nucleotide messenger RNA. Its product is annotated as zinc finger CCCH domain-containing protein 30-like. Gene Ontology annotation, molecular function: protein binding; metal ion binding. The record is from RefSeq and is a predicted model, not a curated record. Lineage: Eukaryota; Viridiplantae; Streptophyta; Magnoliopsida; Solanales; Solanaceae.